UUUUGCUUGUUAAAGAUUCUGUGUAUUUGUGCAAGAAACCAGUGGAGGCAACAUGGCUGAUCAAGGGGAAAUGAAGCGUUGCUCAAACUGCAAGCGUGACAUCUCUUCGUCCAACUUUGUAAUGCACGAGAUGCACUGUCGCCGACAUAUUGUCCUUUGUGACCACUGCCAGGAACCUAUACCUCGCUCGGAGCUGGAGCAGCAUUUCAAUGACGUACAUGCCAAAACGCCAUGUGUACUGUGCAAGAUGGAAGUAGCGAAGGAGAAUAUGGAGAAACAUAUGGAAAAUGACUGUGCCAAGAAGCCAAUGCAUUGUCAGUUCUGUGAGCUGAGUUUCCCGAAAGCUGAUUUGGCGUCUCACUUUGACUACUGCGGUAGCCGUACAGAGUGCUGCCCCCUGUGCCAGCAGUACAUCAUGCUCAAGGACAUGGUUCAGCACGAAAACUCGGGAUGCUCCUACCCUGAGCCGAAGCCCGCUGCCGCCCCAGCCAGCAGUAACACAGAUCCCUUCCGCAUGGAAGAACUUCACUAUAUGCUGGACGCCCAUGACUUUGGUUCGAGAGAUAUGUUCCCCGAUGUCACCUCAAACUUACGCAGAGAGCUGAACCGCAACAGAGCCGCUGAGCCCGAAGCCUCCGCCAGGCCCUCGGCUGCCAGCGGAAACAAACCGAGCUUAUCUAAUGCCAGGAGGGCCAAGAACUCCACAAGCAAAAAGUCGGACGUGAAUGUUCAGAGAGCGAGAAAUCUGGUGCCCAUAGAAUCCUCGGAAGACGACUGGAAGUCUUCUAUACCUCCUGACAUGGAUUACGACACGAUGCUGGCUCUGCAACUGGCUCAUGAGGACUGGCAAGAGGAUUUGACACCAACAGUGAGAGAUGACCGCCAACAAAUAGACAACAGAUUCAAUAUGGCCGACUUUAGGUGGGAGAGAGGGGAGGAAAACAUUCCAGAUUUCCAGAGGAACAUACAGACUCAGGAACCCAGUCGGCAGAAUGCAGGACAAGCAUAUGAAGAUGAGGAUAUGAGCAUCCCGUGUGAGUUUUGUGAAAUGGAGAUACCUUUGACGACCUACUUAGAACAUGUUGAGACUUGCCCUCUUGGAGAAUCAGCAUCCGACAACAGGAACAAUGAAUCAACGAGUACGCAGCCACACACAAGAGCAUCCAUUCCAGUCAUAAACAACUUACGUGCGGACGAAUCUGCUUACAGCGAUGUGGGUGCCCCCCUCACACUUGAUGAUCUUGACGAGCAAGUGGUCCUUCCAUGUGAGUUCUGUGAAGAAGUCUUUCCAUCAGACAUCAUCUUUCAGCACCAGAAUGUGUGUCAAGCCAACAUGUCUGCCUCUCGAGCCACGACUCCUGCCAGUGUGUCAAGAAACCUCAACACCAAACCUCCGUCCAAUCCAACGUCUUUCAAACCCAAGUCCAAGCCUAAGCGGCAGCUAGAUCCCGCGCCCAUCGAUUUCGUAGACAACGAUGAUGAUGAUGGUAUGGUAGCUCAUGCCAGGGGACGUAACCAGGGAGCCAGCGAGGGAUUGAAUUACUUUCGCUUUCGCAAAGUUUCCGAUUCUCCCACUGACAAGUACAAGCCUCCUGUGAACAGGUUUGACGAUGCAAUGGCCCGCCCGCCCCGCAGGCCCUCACGGCAGCUAGAGGAAGAAGUCGAGAUCCCCACGUCUAACGGGCUCACGGAUAGAAGACCCAGUAAAAGUGCCCAACGAGCUCGGGCCAGACUCAACCAAUUGUUGCAGGAGGAUACUGCCAACGGCGCUACAUCGGGCGCUACUGCUGGGACGAGAAAGACGCCAAAGCCACUCGGAGUGGUGGACAAAAAUCAGCCAGGCACGAGAGACCGCAAGACGCACGUGACGAGUCGCACGGUGAUGAACCAGCUGGACCGGGCGGGACAGAGACCCAGCAGGAACAGGUCAGAGGACAACCCAAGCAGCCAAGCACCGGCAGGGAGACAUAGGCAGCGUGCAGACCACGUGUUCAGUCCGGAGCUGAGGCUGAAGCCAGACCACAACCCUCCACCCAAGAAACGAUGACCCAGGAACAGCUAUACCUUUCAUCAAGUUUACUAGACACACCCCCCAUCCCCGUCCGCCUGUGAUAAGCCCAUGGCUUCAAGCCUGCAGCAUCUUUUUUCCACGUACAUUUUGUGAAGAACGCUGUGUUUUCCCUUCCUGAACGAUUUCACUUGGUUCUCGUGAGGACGAUGAUGAGAGAAAACCAUAGACACCUUCACUGUUUGAAACUAGUAUUUGAUGUUGAAUGACAUGGUUGAAUGACCUCUGACAUUGUGUGCUCAUCUACAUGGCUCUGUCCUACUGCUGUCAGCUGAAGUUCCAGUGCCACGUCAUAGUAGAGAUUUAUCAACUGUAAUUGCAAGUUACAAAAUUUUCUUUCAUGUUUAAAAAAAAAUUGUUUUUUUUACUUUUGCUACCUUUUAUGCUUUUGUUCUUUUGAUUUGACGAAAUGUUUGAAAUGAAAGAAAACACAAGAAGAUGAGCUGAUAUUUUUUUGGAAAAUGAAGUGUGGCUGUUCAAUGAGUGUGACUGAGGUUUGCCUUCUACUUAUACAUUUUGGAUUUUGCAGCCGGCAACCAGUUUACUCAAUCAAAUCGCUGUUCUCGACCCUAUGGGCAUUCUGUAGGACACAUAACUUUUUUUUUUCACUUUUCCCAAUUUUUAGCAUAAUUUUUCUCUCUGUAAUAUCCUCUUUUUUAAAGAUUUUUUUUAGCAGCUUUGUAAAACGGAUUAGUACCUUAUGAUACGUAACGCAACUUCUGUUUUUCUUUGACUGUCGGCA
Messenger RNA from Aplysia californica (California sea hare), 2810 nucleotides. Its product is annotated as TRAF-type zinc finger domain-containing protein 1. Gene Ontology annotation, molecular function: zinc ion binding. The record is from RefSeq and is a predicted model, not a curated record. Lineage: Eukaryota; Metazoa; Mollusca; Gastropoda; Aplysiida; Aplysiidae.